Molecule: messenger RNA, 2015 nt
Organism: Fundulus heteroclitus (mummichog)
Lineage: Eukaryota; Metazoa; Chordata; Actinopteri; Cyprinodontiformes; Fundulidae
Product: TLD domain-containing protein 2
Exons: 6
Coding region: 353-1081 (242 amino acids)
Biological process (GO): response to oxidative stress; regulation of transcription by RNA polymerase II
Cellular component (GO): nucleus
Source: RefSeq, a predicted model, not a curated record
AUGAUCAGGCAAAGAACAAGUCGCAGUCUGUUGGGCUCUGCAUGCAAGCUCUCAACUUGUAAAACACGCCUCCCCCUCAUCUCAGUAUAUAAGGUGGUAAAACAUAAAAAAAAAAAAAAAACUGUAAAAAUGAUGGGAAAACCCACAUUCCUUAUAUGGACAUCCUUUCUCCUCCUCCUCUACAACAGAGCAGGGUUUCCGUUUCCAUUUAGGAAGGGAGAAAAAAAAAACACACACGUUGUUGCAGUGGUUAGCCAAUGUACAGCCAUGCGGUUGAGUUUCCGAGCAAUGAAAGUGAAAGUAGCAUAGAAACUAUAUAAGGAGAGAGAGCAGCCCUACGAGAGCAGCAGAGAUGUGGAAGCACAGAGGGCAGAAACUGACAGCCAGAUCAGGAGCUAUGAAGAAAAGAGAGGAAAAUGUCAGAGUGCUUUAUUUUGCCAGUGACUGCGUGGAGCCUUAUGUUGAGAUCAUCGCACUGAAGGACUCAACGCGACGCUCGAGUCUCUGCAACUCAGUGGAGUCUGAGGUUGAGGAGAGCGAGUACCAGAGCGAGAGCGAGGAUGAAUUCCCCGUCCUGAGCCACGAGAGCCAGCUGCUGGAUGAAUAUCACCUACAGAAGCUUGCCGCUCACCUGCCUCCAAGGACGCAGGGGUAUCCAUGGCAACUGAUGUAUAGCACUGCCAACCAUGGGAGCAGCCUUAAGACGCUCUACAGAAACAUGGCUGGUCUGGACUGCCCUGUGCUGCUGGUCAUCAAAGACGUGCACAAAAAGGUGUUUGGGGCUUUUAGUUCGGAUCCAUUCAAAGUCAGUAAAUACUGCUAUGGCACCGGCGAGACCUUCUUGUUUAGCUUCAACCCUGACUUCCAGCAAUACAGGUGGAGCGGGGAGAACUCCUACUUUGUGAGCGGCAACUGGGAAUCUCUGCAGAUUGGAGGAGGAGGGGGUGGCUUUGCCCUGUGGCUGGACGCAGAUUUGAACCGCGGUGCGAGCUUUUCCUGCCCUACCUUCCACAACGCUCCUCUUUCCACGCACGAAGACUUUAUCAUACAAGACGUUGAAGUCUGGACUGUGCAGAACUGAAUGAGGACUUUAAGAAAAUGGGAUUCACUAUUCGAAGUUGUGAAACUUCAAGCCGACGUGUCUGUGUAUCCAGAUAGAGCACCCGCCAUCAGAUCUGCAUCUGGGCCAGAGUGCCUGCGCAGUCUGAAGCCUCCAUGACCGGUUCUCUAAGUGGGCCUGCUGUUCGGUGAACAGGGACUGUUAGAAGCAAGUAGCAACAGGAAAUCCUGCAAUUCGGGCCACUGUUACUGUAAGCUUCUGGGUGUUCACCACAUUUACCCUGACUGAGCUCUUCUGUGAUCCUGAAGAGCAUUAUGGCACCAGGUUCACCAAGUUUGCUUACAAUUAUGGCAUUGUAUGCAUGUGUUGUGAUAUCUAUGUUUACACCUGCCUAUGAUCUCACGUGGCAUUAUUUAUUCGAUGGUAAAGACACUGUAACAUGGUAGAAGCUAGAGUUUCCUAUCUGAGCUCCCCCAAAAAAGGCGUGGUUUUAAUGUAACUCCGUUUGAAAAGACAAUACCUCACAUGAGGUGAGGUAAAGCACAGCUUUGCACUACGAAUAGCUAACUGUAUUGUCAGUAACAUGUGGUGUUUGAGGAGGAAGGGAAAUCUGACCGUGAUGCUACUAUGUACGAAAAUGCAUAUAAGAAAUACCUACUAUUUUAAAUCUUUGGUUUAUUUUUGUAUGUAAUUAUUUAAAUAUAAAUCCUUUUUAUACAAAGAAUUUAAACAAGAACGUAAAGCACAUUUUAAUGUAUGUCUGCUUGGUUUGUUGUUUUUGGAGUAUAAACUUGAUCCUGUCGGGCAGUGCUGGCACUGCCAAGGUCCCUUUCACUUAAAAAAAGAAUAAAUGUGUUUCAUCUAAACUUCAUACCAUUAAGCUUUUUAGAAGUAAAAAAAAAGCUUAAUAAGACCCUAAUAAAAAAGGCAGAUGUUUUCAUACAAAAUGUGUCUU